Messenger RNA from Dichotomopilus funicola, 1452 nucleotides. RefSeq names its product HAD-like domain-containing protein. The record is from RefSeq and is a predicted model, not a curated record. The transcript is spliced from 2 exons. Lineage: Eukaryota; Fungi; Ascomycota; Sordariomycetes; Sordariales; Chaetomiaceae. Bases 1 to 1452 code for a protein of 483 amino acids. Gene Ontology annotation, cellular component: mitochondrion. Gene Ontology annotation, biological process: glycerophospholipid biosynthetic process.
AUGUCGACCCUUCCCGUUCCCCAGCGGCCCCCCAUGUGUGACCGCAAGGCGUCCAGCAGCAGUUUCGCCGAUGCCUUCGACGAUGCCCGGAGGCGCCUCGACGAGAUGGGCGUUCACGAGCCCGACACAGACGAGGAAGAUGCCCUGUCACCUGUCCCCUCGUCCGGUAGCUCGGCGGUUGGCGGAGAGGGCGGCCUCGCGUCGCCGGCGGAGACCGUGUCGCCCGCGAGUCCAGCCACCCCCAUCACCGUGCCCGUUGCGCCCAUGGCCGAUGCGAACGGCGUGGCAGACAACUUUGCCUUUGCCUUUGACAUCGACGGCGUGCUCAUCCGUGGCGGGCGCCCGAUUCCCGAGGCAGUCGAAGCCAUGAAGGUGCUCAACGGCGAGAAUGAGUGGGGCAUCAAGGUACCCUACAUCUUUUUGACCAACGGCGGCGGCAAGUUUGAGACGGAACGCUGCCAAGACCUGUCGGCACAGCUCGAGAUCGACGUUUCGCCCGGCCAGUUCAUCUGCGGCCACACCCCGAUGCGGGAGUUUGCUGACCGGUACGGCACCGUACUUGUGGUCGGCGGCGAAGGCGAGAAGUGCCGCCAAGUUGCCGAGUCUUACGGCUUCCGCGAUGUGGUCACCCCUGGCGACAUUCUCAAGGCCAACGCGACGACGGCCCCCUUCCGCAAGCUCACCGACAAGGAGCACGCCAACUCGCGCGAUCUGUUGGCCCGUCACGGCGCAGAGAAGCUGUCAGACAUUGUCAUUGAGGCCAUCUUUGUAUUUGCCGACUCGCGCGACUGGGCCUCGGACCUUCAGAUCAUCCUCGACAUUGCCCAGUCCAAGGGUGGCCGUCUCGAGACGCGGUCCGAGACCUUUGACGAGGGCCCGCCCAUCUACUUCAGCCACAACGACGUCCUCUGGUCGGCUGCCCACGAGCACGCGCGCCUCGGUAUGGGUGCCCUACGCCGCAUCGUCGAGACCGUCUUCGAGGACACCACCGGCGGCAAGAAGCUCAACACGCAUGCCUUCGGCAAGCCGCAAGUGUCGACGUUCGAGUUUGCCACUCGCCUCUUGCAGCAAUGGCGCGCGACGCAGCAUGGCCUUGCGGAGUUGGAGCCGCCGGCAACCGUCUACUUUGUCGGCGACACGCCCGAGUCCGACAUUCGCGGCACCAACGCGAUGAACGCGAAGGCCAAGAACGAGUGGUACAGCAUUCUGGUCAAGACGGGUGUCUACCAGGACGGCACCGAGCCCAAGUUCAAGCCGCGCAAGCUCGUCGACACCGUGCUGGACGCCGUCAACCACGGCAUCCGCCGCGAAAUGGUUCGGGCCAGCGGUGGGCGCCGGGACAGUGUUGUCGAGACAUCUCUGCCGCUGGAUCAGGACACGCUUAAGGCGAUCGCCGACGGGUGUGUCCCGCCGGUUGAGGUGCGCGAGGAUCUCUUCCUGGCUGAGGCUUGA